CAUGUUUUCAAUCUGCUACUGUUCCUUAACUUAAAGCAUGUACAUGAAGCCAGCUUAAUGCAAGGAUGGGUGCGUGCUUCCAGAGUGCUUGCUCUUGUUGAGCAUGAUGGACACCAUGUCCUUUUUGUCUUCCUGAGCUCAAGGGUUCCUCCUCAAACAUUUUCUGAUUUGACAAUAGAGCGACUGCUUCCCAUAGACGCCGAUUUCCGCUGUGAAAUUGCUACAUUAUUUGGAACUAUAUUUCUUCGUGAUCCUCCUCGGAGCAGAGGGGAUCUUACCUCCCGUGUGCGGACCAAUCAACAGGCUUUGGAUAGGAAGAAGGCCAACUUCGUAUAUCAUUUCCUUGUCAAUGACCAAAGUGAUUUCAUUUUAGGUCGUUGAAGUUCUAGUUAAAUUUAGUUUAUAAACUGCAAUGCUGAGAAGUUAUGUAAGUGUAUGUAUGAAUGUAUGGGUGGGGUGUAAAUGUUUGUAUGUUAAACAAGUGUUUGUGCUAAUGAAUGAAAGGAAAGGGGUAUAUGUUUAAAGGUAAAUUAAGUUACCAUUUCAUCUUAUCAUCCUCAUUACUUGUAAUUAACACCAUGUAGAUCGUAUCAUUAUUUAUUUUUUUUGUUUUGUUUAUUCACUGUACAUACAAACAUCAGGUGUACUCUUUUGAGCACUUGGAGAUAAUACACUCUUAUUGGUGUAUUUUAACUUGUGUAUUAUGCUAACUUGUCAUUAUGUAAUUUUUAUGACCAACAUUUGGUAUCUAAUGUUCAGAUCGCUUUUUCUAUGUCUGUGAAAUUGAGUUGACCAAAACUUGCUUUUUGUGAUAUUCUGGUGGCUUAUUGCAGGAUCUGAAUGCCAAUGAAACGAUGCACUUGAGGCCUAUUGUUGAGAAGUAGAUUCAUAAGUUUAUAUUGUUGUACCAUUCCUUGAUAUAAUGUGUUUUGAUUAUUGCAUUUUACAUGAAGGGGUAAAUUGGAAUGAAUGGGUAUAGAAUCUUUAUUUAUUUUCAAUACCUCAAUUUUAAAAGUUCUUCCCAUUUUUCCAUUUUGCCCAUAUAUUUGACUUGUCCCUCACUCAAGCAUUUUACAGAAUAUUUUUUGUAUAUCACUUGAGAACUUGCUAUAUAUAAUUAUGUAUUUGUAAUAUAAUCACUUCUAAAAAUUUUGUUUGGAAAUAAAACCUAUUCUGGUAAAAUAUUUCAAACAAUAAAUUGUCUUCAAAUAAUAGAAAUUUAUUUGUAUUAAUAGGUGCUGACAGCCUUACAUUAUAUUUACACUGUAAAAUAUAUAAUCAUUUUGUUAACUUUGUAUGAUUUUAUGAUAUAUGUUUCUCUUUGAUAUGACAUGCUGCAGAAAUUAAAUUUUGUUUGGAUUAGGCCACUUCAUUAUGUAAAAGCAAUUGCAAAGGCCUAGUAUGUAAUGUCAGUCAGUGAAAACUGUAUGUGUAGAAAGUAGAUAUUGAAACCUGUGUUCUAAUGUACCUGCCAUCUAUUGUUUUCUUUUUUUAUUUGUGAUGUUUGAGGAAACAAAACAUGAUUCUGUUAAACUAUAAUUACUGUUCUUUUUUCAGUGUAUCUUAUCUUUAAAAUUGCUAUGAAAAGACAAAAUAAAAUAUCUUUAUUAUUAAGAAAACUUGGUUGAAUUCAGAGACAGUGCAGUUAUACUUGGGGCAAUAAAUUUAGGCAGCUCAUGGAUCUUUUUUUGAGAUCUUUUCACUACUCACUUAGGCAUUGCCUGCUCUCAUCCUUUUCUACUAAUAACAUGUUUUUAGAAGUCUCUGAUCUUUCGCUUUGGUAUUUUGGGAGGGAAAUUUGCUAUUGUUGCUACAGAGUAAAUACUGUAAAGUGAGGCAACACCAAUCAUUUUUUAGCGUUUUUUUUUUUUAAAUAACUUUUCAUAGUGUUAUAGUUUUCUACACAUGAAAUUUAAUUUAUAAUGGCAAAUCCUUCAUCUUACUAAUCUUGUUAUAAAAUUUGUUUUUAAGUAAUGAGACAUAAAAUAAAAAAAUAUUUCACAGUCGGUGUUUCCUCUCUGUGGGAUAACAACGAUCUGGAGUUUAAUUUUUUUAACUCAUUUUUUGUUUUUCCUUUUAUUUUUAAAAUCUACUUCAAUUAGAGCAAUUUGUACUAACAUAAAAUACUUAAGAAAAUAAGAAUUAAAAUAUGAAAUUAAAUACAGCAAAAUAGUAAUAAAGUGAACAGAGAAAUAACAAUUUACUGUCUUAGCAAAAUGUGAGAAACCUUCAUAAUCAAAUGAACUCACAAACACAGAAGAAUCAUAUUGUAUGCUGAUUCAAAAUGGAAAGGAUUAAUCCAAAUCUAAAUUAAUGUCGGUAAAACAUUAUAAUUUUGAUUUGGAACUGAUCAUAAAUAUAUUCUUGAAUUAAAUAUCAGAAAAUACCAUUUCCCACAAUUCCUGGUGAUGAAAUUGGUUUGAUCUCCUCUUGAUCACUUUUGGAUAUAUGUCACUAAUGUGUGGAUACACAAAGUAUACUGAUCCAUUAUCUGAGACUUUUUUUCUGAGAAAGGUGAACUUCAUGUUUAGAGGGAAUAAUUGCAUUUUCUAUUAGCCUGUUGAAAUUUCUUACUUUCUUUUAUCUUCAUAGAAAGUUUGUUAUUAUAAAAUCACCCCUUGCUGACUUUCAAUGACUUUUUCUUUCAUGUUUUGCAUAUAUAUUUUCUGGCUUUCUUUCUCUCAAUAUUAAAAGGUGGUUCACCACUUCAUUCACAUUAAUAUGAUGAAUUUGUACUAGCGUUUGGUUUAGAUUCACGUCAAUACCUCUCACCGCAAUUUUUUUCACCAGGAAGACUAAGGCACUUUUGUAUUGCAGCUUGCCCUCUGCAGCUUGGUGCAUCCACGAUUACUUCUUUUGGAUGUUGCGCAAAAGCUCCACACCACGAUUGUUCAGUAUUACUGGAGCAACAGCAUUUUCCAUGAAAAUAAGGUUCUAGUUGCAUCUUCCAAAUUACCCAUCAUUUUCUUAUACACUCAUACCAUGAUCACUGUUACAAUGCAAAGUGACAUAUAUUAUUUUUUUUGUUAAUAAACAAUAAAAAGUAGUUAGGAAUAUUUUAUUGAAAAUGUGUAUAAAAAAACACCACAAUUAGAAUAAGAUUGCUACAUACCUUCUGUUCUUAACGAGGGACGCUCUGGAAUGAAGUUUUCGGGCAUUGUGUUCCAACAUCAAAUUCUUCUUGCUAAGUUAUCUGAUCUUACCCUGAAUGAUGUGAUAAAAAUAUUGUUGCGCGGAAGUGAUUGUCACAAAGUUCAUUUACUUUCAACAUAACAUAUUUGCCAUUCAUUUCCAUAUACUGAAUCACAAAUACAAAUUUAUACUUGACAAGAUAUGUGAAUGUUCGAUAUUACCACACAAGAUUGGUGUUACCCCAUUUUAUGGUUCUGUAGUAGGAGGAAGGGACCCACGUAAAUAAAUUGUCUUUACAAAACAUAUUAGUUUUGAUGAAACCAUGAGUCGUUAGGGUGAAUAAUUUGGUGCAAAAUAUACAUGCUGAGGUAUUGUGGAGAUUUAGUUAAAUUAUUUGAGUUGACAACACAAUUUAAUAUAGCUUAUAUUGAAUUAUAUUUUUUCUAAGUGUUUCUAGAUAGAUGAUGCAUAUUUUUACAUUACUUACUGUAUUUCUUAAUGACAUAAAAAAAGGUUAACAACUUUUAUUAUUAUUUUUAUUACAAUUUCUUUGCAUUGUGGGCUGCUCUUACAAAUUUUUACAAUGAUCUAUGCUAUUUGAUUUUAUUUAUUUUCAAUGUUUAUUGUAGAAAAUGUCAUUGUAGUCUUUUCAGUUUCAAUGAAUCCUUCAUUUUCAAAGAGUACAUUUCAGUACUUGAAUGAAGUUUUGCAUCAGUAUUGAGAACUUCAUGCGUAGAUAUAAAAAAGAUUUCCUUCACCUAAGUCCGCUACAACAGGUGUCAAUUGAGCCACAGGGGAAUGAGCCUUGUCAUUAAUAAAGGC
Gryllus bimaculatus (two-spotted cricket) is the source of this 3954-nucleotide messenger RNA. Lineage: Eukaryota; Metazoa; Arthropoda; Insecta; Orthoptera; Gryllidae. The record is from the annotation of a GenBank genome assembly.